AUGUCUGUUCGAUAUGCCUCCAGCAAGUACUCAUCCUCCCGCAGUGGAGGUGGAGGAGGAGGAGGGUCAUCCCUCAGAAUCUCGAGCACCAAAAGCUCCCAUGGUGGAGGGUAUAGCUCAGGGGGCUUCAGUGGCGGCUCUUUUAGCCGGGGGAGCUCUAGCGGGGGCUGCUUUGGAGGCUCAUCUGGUGGUGGCUACGGAGGAGGCCUAGGAGGUGGUUUUGGUGGAAGCAGCUUUGGAGGAAGCUUUGGAGGAGGCUAUGGAGGGGGCAGCAGCUUUGGCGGGGGCUUUGGAGGAGGCAGCUUUGGUGGAGGCGGCUAUGGCGGUGGUGGCUAUGGAGGCGGCUAUGGCGGUGGUGGCUAUGGAGGAGGAGACGGUGGCCUUCUCUCCGGAAAUGAAAAAGUGACCAUGCAGAAUCUGAAUGACCGCCUGGCUUCCUACCUGGACAAAGUCAGGGCUCUGGAAGAAUCAAACUAUGAGCUAGAAGGUAAAAUUAAAGAAUGGUAUGAAAAGCAUGGCAACUCGAGCCAGCGAGAGCCCCGCGACUACAGCAAAUACUACCAAACCAUCGAUGACCUUAAAAAUCAGAUUCUCAGCCUGACAACUGACAAUGCCAAUGUCCUGCUUCAGAUUGACAAUGCCAGGCUGGCAGCUGACGACUUCAGGAUGAAGUAUGAGAAUGAGGUUGCCCUUCGCCAGAGCGUGGAAGCAGACAUCAAUGGUCUGCGCAGGGUGCUGGACGAGCUGACCCUCACCAAGGCUGACCUAGAGAUGCAGAUUGAAAGCAUGACUGAAGAGCUGGCCUACAUGAAGAAGAACCAUGAAGAGGAAAUGAGAGACCUCCAAAAUGUGUCCACUGGUGACGUGAAUGUAGAAAUGAACGCUGCUCCAGGUGUUGACCUGACUCAACUGCUGAAUAACAUGAGAAGCCAAUAUGAACAGCUCGCUGAACAAAACCGCAAGGACGUAGAAGCCUGGUUCAAUGAAAAGAGCAAGGAACUGACCACAGAAAUUGACAGCAACAUCGAACAAAUGUCCAGCCACAAAACUGAAAUUACUGAAUUGAGGCGCACUGUCCAGGGUCUGGAGAUCGAACUGCAGUCCCAACUGGCCCUGAAACAAUCGCUGGAGUCCUCGUUGGCAGAAACCGAAGGCCGCUACUGCAUGCAGCUCUCCCAGAUCCAGGCCCAGAUCUCCGCCCUGGAGGAGCAGCUGCAGCAGAUCCGCGCUGAGACCGAGUGCCAGAAUUCAGAGUACCAGAUGCUCCUAGACAUCAAGAUCCGGCUGGAGAAUGAGAUUCAGACCUACCGCAGCCUGCUGGAAGGGGAGGGAAGCUCCGGCGGUCGCGGCGGCGGCGGCGGCGGCCACGGCGGCAGCUACGGCGGCGGAAGUUCCGGCGGCGGCCACGGCGGCAGCUACGGCGGCGGAAGUUCCGGCGGCGGCCACGGCGGCGGCUACGGCGGCGGAAGUUCCAGCGGCGGCGGCGGAAGCUACGGCGGCGGAAGUUCCGGCGGCGGCGGCGGAAGCUACGGCGGCGGAAGCUCCGGCGGCGGCCAGGGCGGAAGUGGCGGCUUCAAGUCCUCCUCGGGCUCCACUGGCGAGCAGUCGUCCAAGGGACCCAGGUCAGCAGAAACUAGCUGGGAUACUAACAAGGUCAGAGUGAUCAAGACGAUUGUGGAGGAGCUGACACCCGAUGGUAGAGUCCUUUCAUCCAUGGUGGAAUCAGAAACCAAGAAACACUACUACUAAGCCGAAUGGAGAGGUGUCUCUUCACCCAGGCCAUUUUAUCAGAUGCGGGGGCUAAAACAAGCGCUUCGGUCUUGAUGGCCUGUGGACAUAGGUUCACUCCUUGAAAAUAAGGUGUCUAAAAAGGUGUUUUGUGGUUUCUGUGUUUCUUCUUUUCACUUAACCAGAAAGUGUUCUUUCAUGGAGAAAAAAAAAAAAAAAGAAAAACUUUCUGUUCCUAUUUACUAAUGAGUUUCAAUAAACUUUCUCACUGAUGCAAACUA
Jaculus jaculus (lesser Egyptian jerboa) is the source of this 2009-nucleotide messenger RNA. RefSeq names its product keratin 10 (gene Krt10). Bases 1 to 1749 code for a protein of 582 amino acids. Lineage: Eukaryota; Metazoa; Chordata; Mammalia; Rodentia; Dipodidae. Gene Ontology annotation, cellular component: keratin filament. The transcript is spliced from 8 exons. Gene Ontology annotation, molecular function: structural constituent of skin epidermis. The record is from RefSeq and is a predicted model, not a curated record.